AAAGCAGAAGAGCUGCCUGCAGAGUCGACAGAUGCUGAAUAGAGAAUCAAACAUGCAAGCUGUGUUUGUACUGUUCGUGAUGCUAUUAGGAGUCUCUCAUGGUGUGGAAACUCACUGUGAUGGCAGACAGGAUGGAGCUCAGUGUUAUGGACCUUUGGGAGGAACUGUGGACAUCCAGCUGAUAGACAGCACUUCAGAAAUGCCUAGAUACCAACUUUCAAAGAAUACAUUAAAAAUACUAGAUCUCCUGUGUCCUCUGUCCUGCUGGUCUCUGAGUGUCUGUCUCAGGGAGAGAUGAGGGUGUCCUGCUCCUCUGAGGGAGGGGACAGUCCUCAGUACAGCUGGACUCUGGAUGGACGCACACUGACAGAUGCUGAGCUCCUUUCUGUAAAUAAUGAGACUAACAUCAUCACUCUGAAACAGCACGUCUCAGGACGUCUGGUCUGCUCAGUCAGGAACAACGUCAGUGAUGUCUCCAAAGAGGAGAGAAUAUCUACCUGUGGAAAUUUGCCACUGAUAGGUGGUGUUCUCUCAGCGCUGGUAAUUUUCUUGGUUGUUGGUGUAGCAGUCAUAUGUGCUUGGAGGAAAAAGCAAAACAGCAAACCUACAAAAAAGGAGGAAGAAGAUGACCAGGAAGUCUUUCCUGAUGCCAAGUUUGUCAAAAGGCCGGCAAACCAAGCUGAGAAAAAAGUGGCGGUGGAGCACCGCCAAAUCAAGUCUGCAAAGCGACCUCGGAGGCCUGAACCAACAGGAACUGAUUGUGUGUAUGCUAACGUCCAUAAAGUCAGGUGAUGAAGUGCUCAGUGAUUUUGGACAGACAGCUCCACUGAAAGUAGCUGGAGUAAGGAGCUGAUGUUAAGAUACCUAAAGGUCCUUCAUUUAAUGUAAAUUCCCUGCAUGAAAAUACAAACCAUAGCUUAUAAGUGUUAAUGUAUUGGACUAUUUAACUGUCACUUUUGUAUUAUAUCAGGUGAUUAACGCAACUAUUGUUACGUGACCUCUUGAUUUAAUUACAAACACUGAGUGUUUUCUUCAUCUAUACUCUGUGGAAGCCUUUGACUAGUUCUUCACUUGGUAAAGGUUCGACCAAUAUGUAAAUGGAAACAUGAUAAAGAGAAAGAACUUCAACAUUUAUGAAAAUAUGACUGUAAAUAAAGCGUCUUUUGUACCACACAUGUUAUGUGA
Oreochromis niloticus (Nile tilapia) is the source of this 1185-nucleotide messenger RNA. RefSeq names its product hepatocyte cell adhesion molecule. The record is from RefSeq and is a predicted model, not a curated record. The transcript has 5 exons. NCBI's taxonomy places the organism in Eukaryota, Metazoa, Chordata, Actinopteri, Cichliformes, Cichlidae. The coding region runs from base 295 to 792 and encodes 165 amino acids.